Molecule: messenger RNA, 415 nt
Organism: Amorphotheca resinae ATCC 22711
Lineage: Eukaryota; Fungi; Ascomycota; Leotiomycetes; Helotiales; Amorphothecaceae
Exons: 2
Coding region: 1-384 (127 amino acids)
Source: RefSeq, a predicted model, not a curated record
AUGGAGAAACAACGUUGGUAUUCGGCGGAUAGGGUUGGCGCGCCAAUAUACACGCAUUCCCAAGGUAAUAAGCAAGGGUUCGAAUUCGACCUCUAUCCCUAUACGAGUCCUCAUGCUGGGUGGCCGGACGCCACGAAGCCCGUCUGGGGCAUUGAAUCUCCCGAACCAAACGACCCUCGGAAUCAAAAUGAUGGCAAGAGAAGGCUCCUCCCGGGGUUGAAUGCUAGGGAAUCUUCGAGACACGAAAGAGACCAGGCGAGGAGGAUCCUGGGGUUAACUGUUGGGACGUUUUGGGGCAUGGUUGUCCUGUUAUGUACCAUCAUGGCUGGUGGCAUUGGAGCCGGAGUCGGGGUUGGAUUGGCGUCCCGCAAGAACAAUUGCUAGAGUGUUCUUAGCAGCAAGAACGAUACCGGAG